AUGGCAGAGACGGAUUUCCGAGCCUCGACGAACCAGAUCCCGCCGUCGGGGAGCGCGGGGGAGGGCACACCCAUCACUGACGCUUUAGAGGAAACGCUGGGCCGGUUGAGCAAGAAGGCCGGCGUCAAAGCUACAAUCGUUCUCGAUCGGUCAACAGGAGCCAUACUCAAAACCAGCGGCGACUUUACACAAAUACGGCCUUCCAAAGCAGCGGGCGAAAGCGCCGGGACGACACAAACCGAUCCAUUCACAAAGGAAGUCACAUCAGCUACAGCAAACAGCGAAGUGAGCGAUGGUGCAGAGCAGCUUGCGGCCAUGGUAUGGCGGUUCAUCGGCGCGGCGGGAAUGUUGGUAGAAGAUCUUGAUACUGAGGAUGAGCUUAGGCUUUUACGGCUACGGACGAAGAAACAAGAGCUAGUAAUCGUUCCCGACCCGAAAUACCUCUUGAUCGUGAUCCACGAGACACUCGCGCCUGCAUCAUGA
Pyricularia pennisetigena is the source of this 483-nucleotide messenger RNA. RefSeq lists its product as uncharacterized. The transcript is spliced from 2 exons. Gene Ontology annotation, cellular component: cytoplasmic dynein complex; cytoplasm. Gene Ontology annotation, molecular function: dynein intermediate chain binding. Bases 1 to 483 code for a protein of 160 amino acids. The record is from RefSeq and is a predicted model, not a curated record. Gene Ontology annotation, biological process: microtubule-based movement. NCBI's taxonomy places the organism in Eukaryota, Fungi, Ascomycota, Sordariomycetes, Magnaporthales, Pyriculariaceae.